CUUCCAUGCAUCGCACGCGGUGCAUGACUUCCAUUUCGACACCCACCACUUCGUGCAGCGGCUCGAGCGCGAAGGUCUCAACCGUGCGCAAGCAGAAGGCAUAAUGGGUGCCAUGGCAGAGGUCAUCGACGAGAGCAUUCGAAACAUGACAAGCAACAUGGUUACGAAAGCUCAACAGGAGAAGGUGAGCGCACCACUGCCUUUCGCGGUACUGCGAGACUCAACAAAUGGGGCAAUUCGACCGCGCAUUUCUCAUUCGUCGUAUUAUACGCUUUCCAUUCCAGCAUCAAUACACCCAACAAGUCGAUUUCGCACAGCUGAAAUCCGAGCUGCAGCUUAUUGAGAAGAACGACCUCGCUUCUUUGAAGUCUGAUAAUGACCGCUUGGUUGCGGAUAUGGAGAAGCUGAAGCAGCGACUGCGUGAGGAGAUCACGCGUACGCAGGCUGGCGUUCGACUGGAUCUUAAUUUGGAGAAGGGACGGAUGCGGGAUGAGAGCAGCGGGCAGGAGCUCAAGAUCAAGGAGGUGGAUGCGAGAAUCGAACAGGAGAUUGCGAACUUGAGGACGACGAUUCAGCAAUCGAAGGCAACGACGCUGCAGUAUCUUGUUGGAUUCGUGACCGGUUGUUCUGCGCUUCUAAUGGCAUACCUGAGAUUCAGAGUAUAGAGCUUUGCAUCAUGCAUCGAUGUCGUUCGGUACAUUUGAACUCGGAGGGCCCUUCGAUCGUAUCAUAUGAUCUAAUUUAUUAUCGCUCUUACAUAAUUGUACAACUGUGAGUAGAUACUACGUCAUAUAUAGAUUCACAUUAAAACAGGCGCUUGGCAAA
Molecule: messenger RNA, 825 nt
Organism: Suillus fuscotomentosus
Lineage: Eukaryota; Fungi; Basidiomycota; Agaricomycetes; Boletales; Suillaceae
Exons: 3
Coding region: 228-665 (145 amino acids)
Cellular component (GO): mitochondrion
Source: RefSeq, a predicted model, not a curated record